CGAGCGACAAGGUUGUUUGUAUUUCAGUGGCUAAUUACACGACUUCCAGCAAGACUUUUGACCUUUCUGUAACCACCACAGAGGAGUUACCCGGCACCGGCCGCUCGUUGGACGAGUCAAACCCUCAUGCCGUCGCUCACUCUGUAUGCUGCCUUCCGUGGACAGUAAUCAGCGCCGCAUCUUCUCUAUAACACCUUGAACGCCUCGAAGCCAUGAGCACAUCUGGACAGAAAAAGAUUUCCAAAUGCAGAGGAAAAAGGGCCAGUCUUGGCACUGUUCGAGACCGUUGAAACAAACACGCAUCUUCUACGACCGGACCUUCAAUCCUGACAAGUAACCUUGUAGGAAUAAAUCGGGGAAUUCUCAUAGCAGCUGUCGACACUGGAAUAUAUUCCGUUAUAUAUGGCGAUUUCGUUGCCGCAGUGGUUGUCGUUGUAGAGAUGUACAGUGCACGGGACAGUCUUGGCUUGGUCGAAGUGUACUUCGACCGAUUGUCCGGCUUGAGGUACGCUGUAGCAUGUACUAGACCAGAUCUUUGCAUGGGUCCCAAAGUUGAAAACGCCGUUGAUGUUUUUGCAGAACUGCUCCCUGUAUAUCUUGACGAAAUGGGCAGACGCUGUUGAGGUAAGAACCGCAAAGACGAUCGCGAAAUGCAUCUUUGAAAAUUUGUCGCGAGGCUUUUCUAAGGUAUGUCGAAUUCGUUAAAGAGUCUCUAAGUUGAUGAUUUUCGCAAAGAUUCGAACAGCUUGCAACUGGGCCGAGUAUUACUAUCGAUACUUGUUCGGGCUAGAUGGUAUUGUAGGGAAACGUUUCCUCACAUUCUACAAGGUCUGUGCCCUCUUCCAAAAAGAGCCUACUCCCAUUGGACGAAACAGCAGGCGCAGGACCCGAAGGCUCUUCCACGCCGAAACCUUGAGAGAUUGGAUGCGAGGGUUGGAUGUUGGCAACUUGUCCCUUUGUGGUUGCGAAUUUUCAUGCCCAGAAGGAAGGCAUGGUAGCGCAGGGUAUUUUUACAGGCUCCUCCCGGAGCUGAGAUUGGUCGCUUUGAUGACAUCGGUUGUUCAAUCCCUGUAG
This is a messenger RNA of Pseudocercospora fijiensis CIRAD86, 1074 nucleotides long. RefSeq lists its product as uncharacterized. The record is from RefSeq and is a predicted model, not a curated record. The transcript has 7 exons. The coding region runs from base 721 to 1074 and encodes 117 amino acids. Lineage: Eukaryota; Fungi; Ascomycota; Dothideomycetes; Mycosphaerellales; Mycosphaerellaceae.